CGAGCGCGCGGUCGCCUAACGGUUUUUUCUUUGUUUGCUCUCUUAUAUUCUGCUGUCCAUAUGUCCAGCAAUGGAGGCCUGCCAUUCAGGUUCACCGACGAGCGUCACAUGAAGUUCGUGGAGCUUUACAGCAACGAGCCGUGCCUCUGGAACCGUAGACCCUAUCUAUGGGGAGCUCGCAAUGCGGCCUACAAGCGCAUACAGAGUGGCAUUAAUGCCGAUGCGGACUCCACGGAGAAUCCGAUUACCUUGCAGGGUGUCAAGAUGAAAAUCAAGAACAUGCGCACAGGCUAUCAUCAGGAGCUAAAGAAGAUCAGAGCUAAUCCGAAAUAUACGCCGAAAAUUCCCUGGUUUGCCCCACUGCACAAGUUUCUGGCACAGUUUCUGGACAAGAAACCGGAAGAUAAGGCAUUGCUGCAUACGCCGCCUCUAAAGCGUUUGCAGAUCAACUUGCCGCGUUUGAAGCCCGUCAAGCUGCUUCCGCUUGUGUCCGAGGAGAAACCCGAAAUCAAAAUGGAACUAGAGCCCAAUCAACAGGUGCUUAUACCUACAACUGCACUAUCAAUAAUGCCUACUUCGAGUCCGCCACCCCCGCUGCGCCUCAUCUCGCCGCCAGUCCAACCUCCCUCUCCAGUCGAAGUCAACUCCAUACCCGCGACAAACUCUACGGUAAUGGAUCGAACCCUGACGCUGCCAUCGAUUGGCGACGAUGAGUUUACGUUCUUCGGACUCAGCGUUGCGGCCCAACUAAGGAGCAUGCCCAUCUCAAAUGCGAUGAUCAUGCAAUCUAAAAUUCAGUAUAUGCUCUCAGUGGAACGUCGCAAAGUUAGCGGCGAGACCACAGAGUUAAAUUUAUUUAAUUAAUAUUAAUAUAUUAAGAAAAGUAUCAGGAAAUAU
This is a messenger RNA of Drosophila hydei, 897 nucleotides long. RefSeq lists its product as uncharacterized. Bases 61 to 864 code for a protein of 267 amino acids. NCBI's taxonomy places the organism in Eukaryota, Metazoa, Arthropoda, Insecta, Diptera, Drosophilidae. The record is from RefSeq and is a predicted model, not a curated record. The transcript is spliced from 2 exons.